AGGUGUACCAAAUGAUCACGUGCGGCGGUGACGCGGAGCUGGAGCUGGUGGACUCGCUGGACCCCUUCUCCGAGGGUAUCGUGUUCAGCGUGCGGCCGCCCAAGAAGAGCUGGAAGAACAUCUCCAACCUGUCGGGCGGCGAGAAGACCCUCAGCAGCCUCAGUCUGGUCUUCGCGCUGCACACCUACAAGCCCAACCCGCUCUACGUGAUGGACGAGAUCGACGCGGCGCUGGACUUCAAGAACGUGUCCAUCGUGGGGCACUACAUCAAGGAGCGCACCGCGGGCGCGCAGUUCGUCAUCAUCAGCCUGCGCAACAACAUGUUUGAGCUGGCGGAGCGGCUGGUGGGCAUCUACAAGACCGACAACGCCACCAAGACUGUCGCCAUCAACCCCGGCCGCUUCGCCGUCGUGAAGCAGGACGAGGAGGAGCAGCAGGACCAGGACCAGGAGGAGGAGGAGGG
Messenger RNA from Astrephomene gubernaculifera, 463 nucleotides. The record is from the annotation of a GenBank genome assembly. NCBI's taxonomy places the organism in Eukaryota, Viridiplantae, Chlorophyta, Chlorophyceae, Chlamydomonadales, Astrephomenaceae.